AUGACUUCUCCCUUUGCCCAUCCUUGGUUGGAAUCCUUCACAGCCAUUUUGCCCUUACCACGCAGCAAGGACGAAUGGUUGAUUGUCGACAUCUCCAACUCUAUCCGGGAGAAGCCUCAAUGGAAAUCUCAGUACAAGGACGAAUCGAUUGCUUCUCAAUGGAAGCAGGAAAUCAAGGAUUGCUACUCUGACAAGACGCAGUUGAUUGAUGAAAUCAUCGACUAUGUGUUUGCCGAGUUGGAAUGGUAUGACAAUGUCGAAUCCGAGUAUCCAGGAUUCACCAUUGCCUGCGACGACAAGAUCGUAUUUUCCGACACGGCCAUUGAUCCUGAUUUGAAGCUCAGACUUAGUUCAGAAUUGAAAAAUCUACAACUGUCUUUUGGAGAUAAGCCGGACUAUCAUCCUCAUACAGGCAACAAGGUGGUUGAUCUUAUCCAUCCUUCCUUGUUCCCCCUUGAGUAUAGUGCAACUCCUACAUACGCAGAUGCAAAAAAGUCCGUGGUGCAAUUGCAUGAGUACUCUGACGAAAUCCACAAGGUUAAGAAGUGGGUGGGAAAGUAUGGAACUUCCCAUAAGUUUCAGUGGUUGCCUUCCUUAUUGAGAAUCAAUCAUGAAACGGAUACGUUUGAGUUCAAGUCCUACAUUAACAAUUUGCACCCAACUAAAUAUGCUUCUCUCUAUAAGGAUAUCCAAGCUGUGUUCAAUGCUGUAGUACCAGGUUUGAACUUUUGUUUAUCAAGGUACGCUUCCAAGCCGUAUUUUAGAAUAGACAUUCCCCCAUUUGAAGAAGCGUACGAGGAAGAGUUUCAGGAGAAGUUUAAGGAGUUCAUUGACAGUGACGAACCUUGGAAGGGCGAAAAGUUCUGGGAACUCAUGAACUCCAAAGUUAACUACUUAAAAUCUUUCCAUCCCAAGUAUGUUGAAGGACCUGAUACUAACAAGACUAUUGAUCUAGUCCAAGACUUUCACAGAUUGAAGGUAAUCGUUAAGGCUUCCAACAUUGAAUUAACACCCGACAAUCCACGCUAUGAAGGUGGAAAGUGGCAUGUGGAUGGGACUAUCAAUGAAGACAUAGUAGCUAGUGUGAUGUACUAUUAUGAUGUUGAGAACAUCACUGAGUCGAAUCUCAAGUUCAAGGCCUGUUUUGGUGACCCCAAGUACGAACAGGGUGAUGAUACCUACCCACGAGAAAUAUAUGGUGUGAAGGAUGGUGAUGUCAUGACGAGAGAGCUUGGAAGCAUCACAGCUCACGAGGGUAGAAUUGUCAUUUCUCCCAACUGCUUCCAGCAUCAAGUUGCUCCCUUUGAAUUGAAGAACAAGUCGAAACCGGGCCAUCGCAAGCUAUUAUGUUUCUAUCUUGUGGACCCCUAUAACCAUGUCGUUGUGACUACUGACCAAGUUCCUCCUCAGCAGAAAGCUUGGUGGGACGAUAACGAGUUGAAGAAGAAUUUGGCGGAUAGUCUCAGAAAGAAGAUUCUUGAUUUGAAGCCAGACGAAGAAUUUCCUGUGAGUUGGGAAAGAGCCCAGGAAGUCCGAGAGGAGUUGAUGAAGGAUAGAAACAAAGACCUUGACGAAUUUGACGAGGAUCCUGCUUUCACUAGGAAGUUUUCCUUUUGGAACUACGAUCUGUCGGCCGAAGAAACAGCUGAAUAG
Molecule: messenger RNA, 1653 nt
Organism: Scheffersomyces stipitis CBS 6054
Lineage: Eukaryota; Fungi; Ascomycota; Pichiomycetes; Serinales; Debaryomycetaceae
Gene: IFI3
Product: Ifi3p
Exons: 2
Coding region: 1-1653 (550 amino acids)
Source: RefSeq, a predicted model, not a curated record